AUGCUUAAGGAGGUGUUGUUGGGUCUCCUCGCAGGAGCAGCGGUUCUAACUGUAGGGAUUUUGCUAGGACACUUUGCCAUUGACAAAGGCAAUUCUGCGCCAGCAUGGGUCCAGGAUGCAUCUCGUGAUGUGGAUGAAAAUAUGGUUGAAAGAUUUCUUGCAGAAUUGGACAAUAUUCAAAUUCAAGAAAACCUAAGGGAGCUGACCAAGGUUCCCCACAUGGCCACCAGCCCUGGAGAUGAGGCAACAGUGGAGUUUAUGCUGAAGAGAUGGCAGGACCCAAAGACAGGCUUGGACAGCGCAUGGAGGGAGGACUAUAAUGUGUAUCUCUCAUUCCCAAACAAAUCUAACCCCAACAAAGUCUCUGUUGCUGAUCCAUCCAACGUAGUUUUAUUUAUGGUACGUGAGAGAGAGAAAGCAUACUACCCAGAGCAGGAGGACCCAGAGGUGGUGCAACCUUUCGCAGCUUAUUCUCCUGCUGGAAACGUCAAGGGAAAACUUGUGUAUGCAAACCAAGGUAAAAUAAGUGACUACGAGCUGUUAAACGGAACAGUGGAUUUGAAGGGAACCAUUGCCAUCACUAGAUAUGGAGGAGAAGGAAGAUCUGGAAAAGCUAUCAAUGCAGCCAAGUUCGGAGUUGUUGGGGUGCUGGUCUAUACAGACCCAUAUGACAUUAAUGAUGGUCUGAUGUCAGAUGAAAAUGAAACCUACCCACACUCCUGGUAUCUCCCACCCUCUGGGGUGGAACGAGGGUCCUACAACAUUGAUUUUGGAGACAUGUUAACACCUUACCUAGCUGCAAAGAAGGAUACAUACAGAAUUCCAAAGGAAGACAUCAAAGGCAUUCCACCAAUUCCAACUCAGCCAAUAGGUUUUGAGGAUGCCUAUAGGCUAAUCUGUGAGCUUGAUGGGGAUGACGCUCCUAUUGAAUGGCAAGGAGCAUUCAACUGCACAUACAAAUUUGGUGGGCCAGGGUUCAAAUCCACAUCUCAAUUCAACAACUGCAAUGUGCAUUUGGACAUUUAUAACAGAGAGGAGCUGAGAAAUUCAGCUAACGUCAUGGGAGUUAUUCGAGGCAGUGUGGAGCCAGACAGGUAUGUGAUUUACGGAAACCACAGGGACAGCUGGGUGCACGGAGCCAUUGAUCCCAGUAGCGGCACAGCAGUAAUGCUAGAGAUCACCAGAGUUCUGGGGAAAAUGCUGAAGGAAGGGAAAUGGCGACCUCGGCGGUCCAUUAUCUUUGGCAGCUGGGGAGCUGAAGAAUUUGGCCUUAUUGGAUCUGCAGAGUACACAGAGGAGUACUUCAGCAAGCUGAGUGAACGCGCUGUGGCAUACAUCAACGUAGACAUCUCAGUGUUUGCCAAUGCCACUUUGAGGGCAUCUAGUUCCCCGGCAACACAGAGUGUGAUUUUUACAGCCUCCAAACAGGUAAAUGCACCUGGAACCACCACAUCAGUCUAUGACAACUGGAUAAAAUAUUACAACAGGACAAGUCCAAGUUAUGGGAUUAUCCCAAAUGUAGGAUACUUGACUGGAGCGGGAAGUGAUUAUGCUCCUUUUAUGCACUACCUUGGUGUUACUUCUAUGGACAUUUCUUAUUACUAUGACCGGAGCAAGACAAGAGCACGCAUCUACCCUGCAUACCACACAGCUUAUGACACCUUUGACUAUUCAUCUAAAUACAUUGAUCCAGGUUUCACAAGUCACCAGGCAGUUGCCAGGACAGCAGGGAAUGUGCUGGUGCGAUUGGCAGACAGUUUGCUGUUGCCUUUUAACUGCAGCGACUAUGCGGAAAGUCUGGAGCAGUACCACAAUGAGGCUGUUAAAAACUUUGAAGCCAAACUUAUGGCUAAUGACAUAUCUAUGGAUUCCUUAAAGAAUGCUGUGGAGCAGUUCCGUAAAGCAGCAACGAAGCUGAACAGUUUGAUUAGGGAUUCAGAUCUUGCAAAUGAAACACCAUUGAAGGCACGCAGAAUUAAUGACCAGCUCAUGCUUCUGGACAGGGCUUUCCUUGACCCGUUAGCAUUCCCAGAAAAAUAUGCAUUCAGGCACGUAAUAUGGGCAUCAAGGUCAUCACGUGUACCCACAUUCCCUGGGCUGGCAGAUGCAGUGGAGAAGGCUGAGAGUACAGGGUUGAAGGAGGACUGGCAUCAGGCUCAUAAACACUUAUCCAUCCUCACACAGGCCAUUGCAGGAGCUGCACACACACUGGAUGAUGUCAUUUAA
This is a messenger RNA of Xyrauchen texanus (razorback sucker), 2226 nucleotides long. It is a transcript of the gene naaladl1, whose product is annotated as N-acetylated alpha-linked acidic dipeptidase like 1. The transcript has 19 exons. NCBI's taxonomy places the organism in Eukaryota, Metazoa, Chordata, Actinopteri, Cypriniformes, Catostomidae. The record is from RefSeq and is a predicted model, not a curated record. Gene Ontology annotation, molecular function: carboxypeptidase activity. Bases 1 to 2226 code for a protein of 741 amino acids.